CCCGCGCCCGCCCCGGGGACAGCGGCAGCGGGGAGAGCGGGGAGAGCGCCGGGCGGUGAGCGGCCCCGGCCCCCGGGAAGCCACGGAACCCGGCCGCCCCCCUUUUCCACCUCCUUCUGCCGGGGGGCCCCGGCGGAGCUCCCCGAGCCCAGCCGGGCGGGACGGCGGCUCUGGGCGCGCUGCUGCGCUGCUUCCCCUGCGAGCGGCUGUGCGGGGGCUGCGCGGUGCCCCCCGGGGCGCUGCCCCCGGCCAUGCCGCCCCCGGCCCGCCGCCGCCUGCCCGCCGCCGCCCGCCUGCCGCCGCGCACCUUCCGCAGCUACCUGCCGCGCUCGCACCGCACCUACAGCUGCGUGCACUGCCGGGCGCACCUGGCCCGCCACGAGGAGCUCAUCUCCAAGUCCUUCCAGGGCAGCCACGGCCGUGCCUACCUGUUCAACUCCGUGGUGAACGUGGGCUGCGGCCCGGCCGAGCAGCGCCUGCUGCUGACGGGGCUGCACUCGGUGGCCGACAUCUUCUGCCAGAGCUGCAAGACCACCCUGGGCUGGAAAUACGAACAGGCGUUCGAGAGCAGCCAGAAGUACAAGGAGGGGAAGUUCAUCAUCGAGAUGUCGCACAUGGUGAAGGAGAACGGCUGGGACUGAUGCGGGGACACAGCUGGGACUGGGGGGCACCGGGGGGCGUGCUGGGUGACCUCCUCUGUGGCACCUUCACUGUGACCCCCGGUGCCCCCUGGCUGGCACCAGCCGCGGGGGUUGCGGGGCUUUUCUAGGGCAAUAAAGGCUUUUUUUUAGGAA
Lonchura striata (white-rumped munia) is the source of this 794-nucleotide messenger RNA. It is a transcript of the gene YPEL4, whose product is annotated as yippee like 4. The record is from RefSeq and is a predicted model, not a curated record. NCBI's taxonomy places the organism in Eukaryota, Metazoa, Chordata, Aves, Passeriformes, Estrildidae.